CCGAGGGCGCCGGGAGGGGCUGCCUGAGCGCAGUGCUCGGCGUGAGGGGAGGGAGGGGGAAAUUAAAAAACAAAAGACAAAGCCCCAGAAUUUCAAAUAUUUAAAUUUAAACAAAGAAGUGAGGGAGGUGUAGAAGGAGAGUGCUUCAACUUUUUCUCUCUCUGCCCAGCAAGUAGGAGUGUCAGCACUCUAUUUCCAAGCCUUUUGAGCAGGAUGAAGACAGCUUGCCUGCCAGACUGUGGACUUGGAGGAAGAAGGUGAAGUAAGGAUCAUGAUUAUAAGCAGAUGUGGAAGGUGUUCAGAAGUUUUAAACAACUUUGCAGCAAAGCUUCACAAACUCUUAGCUACAUCCUUUAAUCAUGACUGCAUUUCAAAUUGGUUAAAAGGAAUCUGAGAAGAUCAUGGGGAAUUCAUAUGCAGGGCAACUAAAAUCUGCUCGUUUCGAGGAAGCUCUUCAUAACUCCAUAGAAGCUUCUCUGCGAUGUAGCAGCGUUGUUCCGCGGCCAAUCUUCUCACAGCUGUACCUGGAUCCUGACCAGCCUCCUUUCCUGCCGGAAGGUAACCGUGAAAAUGUGAAGCCAAAGGUAGAAGAGUUGGAUAAAGAGUUAGUACAUCGCUAUUCACAAAAUGGAAACCUGGACUUUCCUACCAACCAAACUGUUAAUGAAAUGGAAGAUGAAGACGAGGAUGAAGACAUGUCAGAUUCAAGUAGUCCACCAAUCCCAUACUCGCAAAAACCUGCCCCUGAAGGCUCUUGCACUACUGAUGGUUUUUGUCAAGCAGGCAAGGAUUUACGGUUAGUAUCUCUGUGCAUGGAGCAAAUUGAUAUCCCAGCAGGCUUCCUGUUAGUAGGAGCCAAAUCUCCCAACCUUCCUGAGCACAUUCUGGUCUGCGCUGUUGACAAGCGGUUUUUGCCGGAUGAUCAUGGAAAAAAUGCACUUUUAGGAUUUUCUGGGAAUUGUAUAGGCUGUGGAGAAAGAGGAUUUCGGUACUUCACAGAGUUUUCCAAUCAUAUCAACCUGAAAUUAACCACUCAGCCAAAGAAGCAGAAGCACUUAAAGUACUACCUAGUAAGAAGCUCCCAAGGUGUACUGUCAAAGGGACCCCUUAUUUGCUGGAAAGAAUGUAGAAGCAGGCAAUCAUCUGCUGCUAGCCUCUCUGCUAAACCAAAUCCUUCGGUGUCACCGUCCACGACCCCAGAGGGUGGAUCAGCUAAUGGAUACAAAUCAGGGUUCACUCAGACAGAUUCUUCAGUGUACAGUCCAGCAAAAUCAUCUUCUGCUGCUGUUAACUUAAGCGGAACACAAGACCCAUCCCGGAACAAGAACAUUGUGAAACCUCUGGCUCUGUCAGUACAGCUCGUAGGAAAGGCAUUUGCUUCAGCUCCUCUUUCACUGCGUGCCACAGAUGUUGCUAAUGGAAACGCUAAUGGAGGAAGAAAUAAUGCAUUGAGCUCUACAGUCUCUCGGCCAAUGCCUCACUCAACAUCUCCAAGUCCUGGCUGUGCAGCUGGAGACCAAGCAUCUAUGUCCAGUUCUGGACCACCAAAGAAACGUCACCGAGGAUGGUCUCCUGGGUCCCCAGUCCCGCCUCCUGGUUUAGCAGUACCUGUUCCUACAAUCCGGCCUUCGACAAGAACAGAGCCUCUUUUGUCAGUCCCAGUUCCUCAAUCCAUGUUAACUGGAAUUUUACAGCCUCAACCCAUCCCAGCAGGGGAGACUGUAAUAGUUCCUGAAAACCUGCUGAAUAACUCGGGAGUCAGACCAGUGAUUCUGAUAGGCUAUGGCACUUUACCUUAUUUCUAUGGAAAUGUUGGUGAUAUUGUUGUGAGUCCCUUGCUGGUGAACUGCUACAAGAUUCCACAGCUGGAAAACAAGGAUUUGGAUCUCUUGGGAUUAUCCAGCAGUCAGCUGCUAAGUGUGGAGAAUAUGAUACUUUUAACUAUUCAGUAUCUUGUCCAGCUAGGUCCUGACCAGAUACCUCUGAGGGAAGAAUUUGAGCAGAUCAUGUUGAAAGCUAUGCAGGAGUUCACUCUGAGAGAGAGAUCCUUGCAAAUGAGUGCACAGUGUAUCUCUGUGUCACCAGGUCAACUCCCUUGGCUUGCCAGGUUAAUCGCUAGUGUGUCUCGGGAUCUCGUGCAUGUGGUUGUCACCCAGAAUUCCCUGGCAGAGGGCAUCUCGGAGACCUUGAGGUCUCUCAAUGAAAUGAAGCAUCAGCAAAAGCUACCAGAUUAUGUAGUUGCCAUAUGUGCAUCAAAGAUUAGAGGAAAUGAAUUCUGUGUAGUGGUUCUAGGUCAGUAUCAAUCUCGGGCACUUGCAGAGAGCAUGCUUACCACCAGCGAAUUUUUAAAAGAAAUCAGUUAUGAGCUUAUCACAGGGAAAGUUAGUUUCCUGGCAUCACAUUUCAAAAAUACAUCUUUAGGUGAUGAUUUGGACAAGCUGCUGGAGAAGAUGCUACAGCAGCGAGGGGAAAGUGUCAUUAUUCCUUUUAAUGGAGAUGUUAGUGAGUGUGUGUCGUCUCAGGAGGCAAUUGCCAUGGUUUCUACACAAGAACCAGAUUUGGAUGUUGAUACCUUCCAAAUUUACCAGCCACAGCUCACAGUUGCCAGAAAGCUCUUGUCCCAGGUUUGUGCUAUAGCAGACAGUGGCAAUCAGAGCCUGGAUCUGGGCCACUUCAGCAAGGUGGACUUCAUCGUUAUAGUGCCCCGUUCGGAAGUCCUGGUGCAGCAAACCCUUCAGCGGAUUCGACAAUCAGGUGUGCUUGUGGACUUGGGCCUAGAGGACAAUGGAACUGCCUAUCAGAGAGCUGAGAAAUAUGUGGUUCGGCUGGACAAUGAGAUUCAAACUAAAUUUGAGGUUUUCAUGAGGCGAGUGAAGCAGAACCCCUACACACUCUUUGUGCUUGUUCAUGACAAUGCCCAUGUGGAUUUAACAAGUGCCAUUUCAAGUUCCCUGUCACAUGGUGAGCCUAAUCAUGGUCUGGCUGAUAGAGUUAUUAAUUGCAGGGAGGUGCUUGAAGCAUUCAACCUCCUUGUUCUUCAGGUCAGCUCUUUCCCUUAUGCCCUGCAAACGCAGCAGUCCAGGAUCAGCUCUAGCAAUGAGGUACAUUGGAUACAAUCUGACACUGUGGACGAUGCAGCAAGUGAAGAAAAGCUAUACUUUGGUUUGAAUGAAUACAGCAAAUCCCUCCAGUGGGGAGUCACAAGUCCCCUUUUGAGAUGUGAUGAAACUUUUGAAAAAAUGGUCAACACACUUUUAGAAAGGUACCCCCGGCUGCACAGCAUGGUGAUCCGCUGCUACCUGCUCAUCCAGCAAUAUUCCCAAGCUCUGAUGGCCCUCACCACCAUGGCCUCUCUAAGGGAUCACAGCACACCCGAAACACUCAGCAUAAUGGAUGACCUUAUCACGUCUCCGGGGAAGGAUAAGAAUGGCUGUGGCCACAUGCUCGUCAUUCGGGUCCCAUCAGUGCAGCUGGCCAUGCUGGCCAAAGAGAGGUUACAGGAAGUAAGGGACAAGCUGGGGCUGCAGUAUCGUUUUGAGAUCCUCCUUGGGAAUCCUGCCUCGGAGCUCACGAUCGCAAAACACUUUGUGACACGGCUCAAGGCUUGGAGGGGCAAUGAGCAGGAUGACUGGAUUCCACGCACCUACCAGGAUCUGGAAGGUUUACCUUGUAUUGUUAUUCUCACUGGCAAAGACCCGCUGGGAGAGACUUUCCCCAGGUCGUUGAAAUACUGUGAUCUUCGACUAAUUGACUCCAGCUACUUAACCCGUACUGCGUUAGAGCAAGAAGUAGGCCUGGCGUGCUGCUAUGUUUCCAAGGAGGCAAUUCGAGGGCCUAUUGUAGCUCUUGACCUCAGUGAGAAGGAGCAGGAGAAGACAAAUGGUAGUGAGAAUGACUCUGAUGAGCUGCUGAUAGACUUGGACCGGCCCCAGAGCAACAGCAGUGCUGUCACUGGAACCUCAGGUUCCCUGGCUGACAAUGGUGUGAGCUCCUCGAGUGCCACAGACAAGUCUCAGAAGCAGGCACCAUCCCUUAACUUCCAGGCUGUGGCACACAGCUCAGUAGAUGAGGGAGCUUACUCCAGUUUCACAGCCAGAGAAACCCUGAAACAAGAGUGUGACUCUCUGGGUAACCAGAUGGCGAGCAGCACCACUCCCAAACUCUCCUCACUGUCUUCAGUCUCCCAGACCUUUCAGUGGCCUGCCCAGUCAGCCAAGGACAGCAGGGCUCUCCGUGUGGCGCUGCCACGCAUCGUCAUCCUGUCCAAAGCUGCGUACUGCCUCCUGAGCUCGCAGAAAAAUGGGAAUCUGCCUUCCUCCUCUUCCCUCCUGCCUCAUGCUGACGUGUCUUGGCUGAGCUCUCUGAGGCCUCUGCUUCACAGGGACAUGAGCAGUGAAGAGCAGUCUCAGUACUACAGGCAAUGGACGACAGCCCGGCAGCACCACGCAGACUUCAGCAAUCAGGUUGAGGCGUCUGGCACCAGGACUUUUCACCCCAGGCGGCUGCUUUUGACAGGACCACCACAAGUUGGAAAGACUGGUUCAUACUUGCAGUUCCUAAGGAUUCUCUUCCGCAUGCUGAUCCGGUUGUUGGAAGUAGAUGUGUAUGAUGAAGAAGAGAUCAAUGCCAAUCAUACAGAAAACAGCGAAAUUACUCAGUCUAGCAAUGACCACUGGCCAGACAUUGAGAUCUUCAGCAAAAUAUCUUUUGACCUGAGUGUGCAUGACCCUAAAUACAGAAAUAUAAGCCCUGUAUACACAGAACAACUCUCAAGAGUGAAACAAGAAACAAGCAAAGAAACAAAAUCAGAGGAACCUAAGAAAAGGGAGACCGUGUCCAUGAUGCUGACUAAAUAUGCAGCUUACAACACCUUCCAUCACUGUGAGCAGUGCCAUCAGUACAUGGACAUUAAUCCUGCUGCACAGGUGUCUGACUCCACUCUGCAUGCAUUCACGUUUUCAUCCUCUAUGCUGGGAGAAGAGGUUCAGCUGCAUUUUAUAAUCCCCAAGUCCAAAGAGAACCACUUUGUCUUCAGCAAACAGGGAAAACAUCUUGAAAGCAUGCGACUCCCACUCGUUUCUGACAAGCAGAAUUUGAAUGCAGUCAAGAGUCCUAUCUUCACACCAUCAAGUGGACGUCAUGAACAUGGACUCUUGAAUCUCUACCACGCCAUGGAAGGCAUCAGCCACCUGCACCUCCUGGUAGUCAAGGAGUACGAAAUGCCACUUUAUCGAAAAUACUGGCCCAACCACAUCAUGCUUGUCCUGCCAGGCAUGUUCAACAACGCUGGAGUUGGUGCUGCCAGGUUUCUUAUUAAGGAACUUUCCUACCACAACCUAGAACUGGAACGAAACCGCUUGGAGGAGCUGGGAGUGAAGCGCCAGUGCGUGUGGCCCUUCAUUGUGGUCAUGGACGACUCCUGUGUCCUGUGGAACAUGCACAGCCUCCACGAGCAGUCCAGCCAGUCCCUGGAGCCUGGGGGUUUCAGCAAGAAUGUGUCUUUGAAAAGCGUCCUCCAACACAUUGAAGCCACCCCCAAAAUUGUUCAUUAUGCAAUACUGGGUGUUCAGAAAUGGAACAGCAAGCUGAACACCAGGAAAUCAAAGGCCCCAUUCUCCAGGUGCCACGUGCGUGAUUUUAUACUGCUCAACAUAGACCUGACCCAGAAUGUGCAAUAUGAUCUAAACAGGUAUUUCUGUGAAGAUGUAGAUUUUAAUCUGCGGACCAACAGCAGCGGCCUCCUCAUCUGCCGCUUCAAUAACUUCAGUGUCAUGAAGAAACAUAUUCAGGUUGGAGGACAAAAGGACUUUGUUGUUAAGCCAAAAAUCAUGGUCUCAGACAGUGUGGCACCAAUAAUGCCUCUUCAGUACGUCUGUGCCCCUGACAGCGAGCACACAUUGUUGGCAGCCCCAUCUCAGUUCCUCCUGGAGAAAUUCCUUCAACACGCAACCUACAAACUCUUCCCCAAGGCCAUUCAUAACUUCAAGAACCCGGUAUUGGCCAUCGACUGCUACCUGAACAUCGGGCUUGAGGUGGCCAUAUGCUACAUUAGCUCUCGCCCACACUCAGUCAAUGUCAACUGUGAAGGGGUGUUCUUCAGUGGACUUCUGCUCUAUCUCUGUGACUCCUUUGUUGGUGCAGACCUCCUCAAGCGAUUCAGGUUUCUCAAAGGUGCCACCCUGUGUGUCAUAUGUCAAGACAGAAGCUCACUAAGGCAGACAAUAGUCCGGUUGGAGUUGGAGGAUGAGUGGCAGUUCCGACUUCGGGAUGAGUUUCAAACUGCAAACAGCAGUGAUGAUGAACCACUCUAUUUCCUUACGGGACGCCACAUAUAAGCUUCGCUGAGACACCACUAACAAAGAAAAAGAAGAACUUUUUUUUUUUUUUUAUAAAAAGUACAAUCACUGUGGAGAAAAGUGCAACCAAUAUUUAUCUAGACUGCUCUAAAGGAUUCCCUGCAUUCUGGAGUAGCUUUAUUCUUUGGGAUAAGAUUACCACAUUGGUUAUGAUUUAAAAGAUCCUGGAUUCCAGUUAUUUUCACAUCAUUCACAACCACCGACACUAAUCACACAGCCAACCAAGCUGUAGGAUCUGGGAAGAGGAUGUUUUGUCAAAGAAGAAUCCUUUUUGUAUUCAGCUGCGUUAGGGGAAGAAGCUGUUCUCCUCUUGCAGCUGUAAGCUUGAAUGUGUUACAUGAAACGCACCCUAGCAUAUGGAAUUUAUCAAAGAUAGGUGGAGGAGAGCCCACCGCGUCUCUUCAGCUCUGUGCUGUGGUACAGGAAUACUCAGGGGUUUGAAACUACAAUAUAAAGUAGAUAUUUGUGUUACAAGGAAUAGUCUUGUUCUCUGUGCAGUGUUAGUUUUAAAUUUGUAAUUGUGUACGUAUUGAAACUGUCUUUGGCAAAAUUUCCACAGGUGUUCAAAGUUUACUACUUAAACCUGAACAAACGGGCAAGCGCAUGGCAGGCACUGUGCACCCUUAGCAAUGGUAUUUUGCCCCAGUAGGCACCUCCUCCUCAGCUCCACGGCCCGAAGCAAAACGAUUCUCGGAGCUGCUCUCUUUUCAGUUAGAGACCAGAGUAACUUCCCAGCAAAUCACUCUCCUCAGAGCUUUGGAAACU
This is a messenger RNA of Poecile atricapillus (Black-capped chickadee), 7121 nucleotides long. It is a transcript of the gene GREB1L, whose product is annotated as GREB1 like retinoic acid receptor coactivator. The transcript is spliced from 35 exons. Gene Ontology annotation, biological process: multicellular organism development; kidney development. NCBI's taxonomy places the organism in Eukaryota, Metazoa, Chordata, Aves, Passeriformes, Paridae. The record is from RefSeq and is a predicted model, not a curated record. Bases 402 to 6335 code for a protein of 1977 amino acids.